Molecule: messenger RNA, 1133 nt
Organism: Pristis pectinata (smalltooth sawfish)
Lineage: Eukaryota; Metazoa; Chordata; Chondrichthyes; Rhinopristiformes; Pristidae
Gene: ucmaa
Product: upper zone of growth plate and cartilage matrix associated a
Exons: 5
Coding region: 72-482 (136 amino acids)
Biological process (GO): regulation of osteoblast differentiation; embryonic skeletal system development
Cellular component (GO): extracellular matrix
Source: RefSeq, a predicted model, not a curated record
CCCAGCUGCUCUCAAACACCCGAGCAACAUCUGGGGAACCUGCCGCCCCGGGAACCCACAGCUCCGGCGCAAUGCAGUGGAAACGACUGGUGGUCCUCAGCUGCGCCGCCACCGGUGUCCUGCUGGCGGUUCUGAGCCAGGCGGAGGGAGCGGCGGUCCGUGCGGACGGAGGCGGCGAGCCCCAGGACUCUGAAAGCAGCAAAAGACGCGUCUUCAUGUCCGAGGAGAACGCGUCCACCUUCCUGAAACGGAGAACCAGGCGAUCCACCAGGGCUGAACUGGCGGCUGAACACCGACAGAGGCUUGCUGCUGACGAACGGAGGAAGGAAUAUCACGAGGAGCAGUUGUAUGAGUGGGAAAACUACGUGGAGGAGGAGCAAGAUGAACAAUACGAAAGGAAUCGCGAAAGGGUUGAAUCGUGGCGUCAAUGGCAUUAUGAUGGCCUUUACCCAUCGUAUCAAUACAACCGUUACAUUUAUUAAAAGAAAGUCACAAGCUGGUUCCUCAGAGUGAAGGUGCAUGUUAAUGGUUUAAGCAAAGUGUUGUACCUCUAAUAGAGACGUGUUUUAUAGUAAAGUAGCAGAGAGAUCAAACUAUAUUUUAGGUUUAAUGUAAUGGCUUCUAGGGGGCAUACACAGCUUUGGUAAAUACAGUAUCUUUCCAUUUUUAAUAAAUUUAGAAAUUCUAAUUUUAUUAAUAAAGUCAAUGUUUUGUGAAGAAAUAUAAUAACGUUGCAAGUGACAGUCUUCCAUGAAUAAUACCAGCCUACAAAGAAACAGCCAAUGUCAGCCUAUUAAAAUCCUUUCCCUUAGGUUAGAUUUAAACUAAAUCCAUUUUAAAGUCUGUAACACGCUUGAAACACUGCCAUUUUCUCUUGAAAUAGUCGUGCUGUUUAAUUUCCUUUUUACUAUAUUACUUUUCUUUGUAUUAAUAAACCUGUACCACAACUGCAUGUAGAAUAUAAAAAUCUAACAGAAUAAAUAUUAACCCCAAUGUUUCUUGUUGGUUUUGACUUUGUCAGAAGUUUAACAUGAAUUAUUAACUCAUUGCAUCAAGCACCACAACUGAUGCUGGCACUCAGCACUAGUGUGCUUUUUUAAAUAUAAAGCUAACUAAAGUGAUAAUUAAACAUG